GAUAAAUUACAUUUUCUUGUCUCUGGCUGAGAUCAUACCACUUCACCGUUCUGCCGAUAACCGCCCAAGCGCGAGGUGCGAUUCAACAUGUCGGUUCCCGAGAAGUUCACUGGCUUCCAGGUCCACAGCGCGGAAACCUGGCUGGAGUUCCACAAGAACGAGUUCCAGCCGAAGCCGUUUGGCGACUAUGAUGUCGACAUCAAGAUCGAGUGCUGCGGCGUCUGCGGGAGCGAUUUGCACACCAUCAGCGGCGGCUGGGGCGAACAGCACUACCCCCUCGCUGUCGGCCAUGAGAUCGUCGGGACGGCCAUCCGUGUAGGGCCCAAGGUGACCUUGAUCAAGCCGGGCCAGCGUGUGGGAGUCGGCGCGCAGAGCUACUCCUGCCUCGAGUGCCGUCAGUGCAAGAACGAUAACGAGACAUACUGCCUGAAGCAGCUCGACACCUACGGCGCCGUUUGGCCCGACACCGGCAUCGUUUCGCAGGGUGGCUACUCUUCCCAUGUCCGGACACACGAGCACUGGGUCUUCCCGAUUCCCGACGCGCUUCCCAGCACCAUCGCGGCGCCCAUGCUCUGCGCCGGCCUGACUGCCUACUCCCCAUUAGUUCGCAACGGUUGCGGGCCGGGGAAGAAGGUCGGCAUUGUGGGACUGGGCGGCAUCGGUCACUUGGGCGUGCUGUUUGCGAAGGCGCUCGGCGCCGAGGUCUGGGCGAUCAGCAGGACGCAUGCCAAGGAAGAGGACGCGCGCAAGAUGGGCGCCGAUGGGUUCCUGGCGACGGCGGACAAGGAUUGGAACAAGCCGCACGUCAUGACGUUCGACCUGAUCAUCAACACGGCCAACAGCUUUGAGGGCUUCGACCUCGACGCCUACCUGAGCCUGCUCGACGUGCACGGCAGGUGGGUGAGCGUCGGCCUGCCCGAGGGCGACGGCAUCAAGGUCCGGAACCAGCAGUUCCUCAAGAACGGCUGCUUCAUUGGCAGCUCGCACCUCGGCAGCAGGAAGGAGACCCUCGAGAUGCUGCAGCUGGCGGCCGACAAGGGGAUCAAGACGUGGGUUGAGGAGGUGCCCAUCAACGAGAAGAACCUGGCGACCAUCAUGCAACGGCUGCACAAGAACGACGUCAAGUACCGGUUCUGCCUGACCAACUACGCGGAGCAGUUCGGGGCAUAAUUAGAGCGAACGGGCGCGCGUAUGUGUCGACGACGUGUAUUUACUAUAAUAUAGAGAGAGCAACUACGCUACAGCAAUGCAUAUCCAGUCAUGC
Thermothelomyces thermophilus ATCC 42464 is the source of this 1264-nucleotide messenger RNA. Its product is annotated as alcohol dehydrogenase-like protein. The coding region runs from base 88 to 1170 and encodes 360 amino acids. NCBI's taxonomy places the organism in Eukaryota, Fungi, Ascomycota, Sordariomycetes, Sordariales, Chaetomiaceae. Gene Ontology annotation, molecular function: alcohol dehydrogenase (NADP+) activity; zinc ion binding. The record is from RefSeq and is a predicted model, not a curated record. Gene Ontology annotation, biological process: alcohol metabolic process. The transcript has 3 exons.